UUGAAUUGACCUAGUCGGGAGAGAAGUAUGACAGGGUUCCUGGAUGAUUUGGAAUUGCAACUUUCCAAAGAAAUGGUUUCACAUAGGUUUUUAAAUUUUCUAUCCCUUUCGAACUUCUGUUACGUUUGAAUAGCGACAAAGAAUUAGACUGCCAGGUUUUUUCCGUAUCUGUUAAAGUCAUUCUUACUGACCUAAGUCUCGUUCCCAUCCCCCACCAACACUGUUGUUUUUCCAUGCGUGAAAAGUGUUGAAUUCUGGGAUCUUGCCAGCAAUUAAUUAUAUUCUAAAAAUGGGGGAAAGAGGUGCUUUGGGGAUGCAAAGCCCAUCUUUCAAAUAAUGGCUCCUCCAGGUAGCCCCAGGGUAGCUUGCCAUAUACAGAAUAGUCUGGCGGCUGUUUAAACACUUUAAAAAUAUUUAGGGUGUGGGCUUUGUGUUGGAGCUAAGUUAAAAACAGUGGCUGGUUUUGUGAAAGGGGAAAGCUAGCUGUAGUUGAUGCUGAAUUUUGAAGGGAUGGAUACUAAAAAUGUUACUGGUGAAAUGUAACAGCUUUGGAGAGAUCCUUUUUGAAGUUAACACCGUUAGUUCCUAAAGAGAAUGUAUUGUGGGUGAAAUAGAUAACGGAAAAACAAACCCUCCUUUACUUUGUCAAUUGUACUAAAACAAUUGUUUUCAGAGCAUAGGUCGAGGGGCAGGGCCUCUGUAUUGCCGUUGCUUAAAACAACUACAGAAUAAGUUUUUAGCAAUAAUAGUUUUAUUUUCAUUGUUUGGAAGAAAAUUUAAGCAUUACCUAACUUGAAGGUGUUCAUCCUGUUGAAGCAUAUUCUGCUGAAGGACAAUUGAUGCACUUUCAGCGGUUCCUUAAAAUCAUUGCCAGUUGAAAGAACCAUCCUGAGAGUCAGCGAAACCCUACCAUUAAUCAGAGCAGACUGGAAAGUCUUCCAUAUUCUGUAACAGAACCUGAGCUUUUUUGGCUUUCACCCCCACCAGUGACCAAAGACUUGACCACUCAAAGUCCAGCUCCCCAGAACACUGCUCAACAUGGACACCGGUGUGAUUGAAGGUGGAUUAAAUGUCACUCUCACCAUCCGGCUACUUAUGCAUGGAAAGGAAGUUGGCAGUAUCAUCGGAAAGAAAGGAGAAUCAGUUAAGAAGAUGCGAGAAGAGAGUGGUGCACGUAUCAACAUCUCAGAAGGAAAUUGUCCUGAGAGAAUUAUCACUUUGGCUGGACCCACUAAUGCCAUCUUCAAAGCCUUUGCUAUGAUCAUUGACAAACUGGAAGAGGAUAUUAGCAGCUCUAUGACCAAUAGCACAGCUGCCAGUAGACCCCCAGUCACCCUGAGGCUGGUGGUCCCUGCUAGUCAGUGUGGCUCUCUCAUUGGAAAAGGUGGUUGCAAGAUCAAGGAAAUAAGAGAGAGUACAGGGGCUCAGGUCCAGGUGGCAGGGGAUAUGCUCCCCAAUUCAACUGAGCGGGCCAUCACUAUUGCUGGCAUUCCGCAAUCCAUCAUUGAGUGUGUGAAACAGAUCUGCGUGGUCAUGUUGGAGACUCUCUCCCAGUCCCCUCCGAAGGGCGUGACCAUCCCGUACCGGCCCAAGCCGUCCAGUUCCCCGGUCAUCUUUGCAGGUGGUCAGGACAGGUACAGCACAGGCAGCGACAGUGCGAGCUUUCCCCACACCACCCCGUCCAUGUGCCUCAACCCUGACCUGGAGGGACCACCUCUAGAGGCCUAUACCAUUCAAGGACAGUAUGCCAUUCCACAGCCAGAUUUGACCAAGCUGCACCAGUUGGCAAUGCAACAGUCUCAUUUCCCCAUGACGCAUGGCAACACCGGAUUCAGUGGCAUUGAAUCCAGCUCUCCAGAGGUGAAAGGCUAUUGGGCAGGUUUGGAUGCAUCUGCUCAGACUACUUCUCAUGAACUCACCAUUCCAAACGAUUUGAUUGGCUGCAUAAUCGGGCGUCAAGGCGCCAAAAUCAAUGAGAUCCGUCAGAUGUCUGGGGCGCAGAUCAAAAUUGCGAACCCAGUGGAAGGAUCUACUGAUAGGCAGGUUACCAUCACUGGAUCUGCUGCCAGCAUUAGCCUGGCUCAAUAUCUAAUCAAUGUCAGUUUAGAAAACGCUAAACCCUCCUCCCAGGCAGCCUCCGUCACGAUCCCUGAUCACCUCAGCAUCAACCUCUCUCAACCCUCCACCCCUUCUUCUUCUUCUUCCUCCUCCACCACCACCCCCUCGCUCGCCACAGCGGGGACCUCCGACGCACCCUCCAGCCUCCCCAACCCUCUUCCGACCGCCCCUUGUGUCUCCAGUCUGCUUGGCAUGAAACCCAUCCCUCUCCUGGCUCUAAAUGUUGUGUCUGCUGCUAAGGGUACCGGGGCUUCAGCUGCCACCACCACCACCUCUGCCGUGCCAUGUGUAACUAACAAACUGAAAGGCGAGAAACAAAGAUUCUCUCCCUACUGAUUGCGUAUCUUGAGGCACUCACUCAAGUAUUUCUUGGUUCAUUUUGUUUUCCUUUGUUAACAUUGGUGAGAACCAACAAUUGUGAGCUUGUGACCAUUUCCUUUUUACUAUUUUGGGGGAUAACAGGGUGGGGGUGGGGUCAAUGGUAAACCCGUGUUUAGGUUUAGGCCAUUUCAGCAGAGUGCCUGUUCAGAGUCUGGCCUGUUGAAUUCUUUAUCUAGAGCCGCAGUUCUUGCUCUUCUUCCUCGUUGUUACUUUUUUGUAGCUUUAUUCUGCCUUGCAAUAUAAAAAUGUGUUAGGCGCUGUGUUAAUGAAUAAAAGCUUCUUCGUUAACUUUUUCUUAAUUAUUUAAUGGUUAUCAGCAGGCCUUCUUGGCCAGAUUUGUGUUUCUAGCUGUAAUAAAGUUGCCACAGUAAGAACCUUAGUUGACUGUGUGCUGUGGAGGGUGAAAGGGUGGGAACUUGUGAUUUGUGGCUGUUCGACUAGGAAGUCUGUAAAACUGACGCGGGCGUUUUUGUACCGAUUAAUUUUGUUGUCCUUGGUCAUUAUUCCCCACAAAGGGAGAUGGGCCUCUGGCCUGCUAAAUUCUGACUGAGGGGUGUGCGGAAUCGGCAAGAAGCUUCUUUAGUGUGAACAACAGUUUCUGAUUUCUCAGAUCCCUUACCUUGUCCGCAGCCGCAGGGAACAAGGCUCUCCAUCCGAGGCUUGUUUCCUCUGGAGAGUGGUUGCUCUGAAGAUCUUUUAAUAGGGCGUGCACACACAGAAAUUACUUCUUUCCCAAACUGGAGGAGUGAGGUGGGAAAGUCUAAUAAAGUUUUCUAGCUUCUGUCUGCGUUCCUCUGCAUUAGCAUGCCCUCUCUCUGGGACACUGCGCAAUCUGUGACACCCAAGUGUGACAAAGAAUUCUGUCCAUCCCAUACUGACCCAUAUAACUUGACCGAGUAAGUCCCUUGACCUUUCUGGGCCCUGCCAUUCUGUCCUCACCCACCCUGUCAUGGGAAGAGCAUUUUAAACUUGGAUUUGGAAGGAAACCUUUAUAAUAAACUAAAUCGUAAAGCCACUCAUUCAUUAGUUUUAGUUUAAAAAGAACUUCAAUUUGCAGAUCACAUGAAUGACUAGUCAGGACUGACAAGUUGUGCUUUAGUUAUGCUCAAGUGUACUUAAUAGCCCCGAACUCUUACUCCUUUUUCCUUAGCUCAAGAUCUCUCAGUUCUCUCUCCACAAGAGUAAAAAUGCUUUAGCUGUAAUGACAGAAGGCUGCUGGGAGUGUUUUAGUUAGGCGGAGUGCAUAGUACCAGAUUAAUGAAAGUGUAGUGUUCUCACUAGGCCAUUGGGGAACAAGUGUAGAGUCUUUUUUUUUCUUGAUAACCUUUUCCCAUAUCCCUUUGGGGUUUUUGUGUGUGUGGAUGUGCACGCAUGCAUGCACGCACGUACACGCACAUGUUAAUUGCUCAUGAGUAUUGAAGUAUAUAUUAUCAUGAUGUUGUGGCCCUUAAUCCCAGACUGGGCCUAUGAAUUAGUGUUACUGUCUCAAGUCUGACUGAAUGGCUAGAGGGGCCACUUGUCAUUGUCCACAUGGGAUUUUUCCUGUUAGUUGCUCCUUUAUCAUGUUAUGUGGUCCAGUCUCCUUUUUAGUAAACUUUCUGUAUAGUUAGGACUUACUUAGUCUUGCGGAUAACUAUCUCCCCCCGUCCCUCCCCAGCGACCUGGUUUUUAUUUUAUCUAGUUCUUAAUUUGAAGCUUUCUUAACCUAAUGAGUACUUCCUAAAGGAUUGCUGGGAAGGAAUCCAGAUAUUUAAGGGGCCCGACUGCCACCAGCAGCUCUAAAGAUAUCGGUUAGAUUUUUAAGAGCUUAUAGCUCCCCCGUGUGGUCCUUCUGUCCUAUUGUCCUUAAUAAAAUAUUUUUGGUUGGGUUUUCCCUUCUUGCCCCUUCUGCCCUCUUACCCCACCAUCAGUCCCUACGUGGGUUCUAUAAAUUCUGGACAGUUCUUUUUGAUACCGCAGUGCUACCAGACCUCCUUACAUAAACUUUUUAUAUUUUAAGGCCCUAGCUCUACGCUGUUUCUGCCAGCGCCAUGAAUGUUCAGUUCCCACUGAAUUCUUCCAUUCAGGGCCCAUUGUUUAUGUUGCCCUCUAUCAGUCUCGAUUUUGAAGUUAACAAGAUUCUGCACUAUUUAAGAACUUCCUCUUCUGGGGUGAAAAAAACAAACAAACAAAAAACAUUGCACUUGAAAGUCACUGGUUGGAGGACUCAUUUUCCUGACCAUAGUGCCCCCUCCCGUUUUCUGGCUUUGCAUUGAAAUUGAAACGGUAUCAUUCAUGCUCUUGGCUUAAAAACAACAGAUUAUGUCCGUGAACUACGAACGUGUUUAUGAAAUAACUUGAAACUGAGUCUUCUACAUUUAUUUCUGUUCAAAAUGGAGACUGUCUUAUGGAUAGCUCUUCUCAGUGAAGCGGGCUGAAUGCUUAAAAUACCUUUCCUUCAAAGCCCCAAAUAGAUUCUAGAACCUCAAACGCUCUGUUAUCUAUUAUAGUCAGGUAUGUUGGAGGGAGGGGUUGGAUUAAUAAUAGAUACCAGAGAUAGGGGGUUUUAGUCUUAAAAACUAGGGUGAGUGAAAUUCUUGAGUAUAGUUUUUAUAAUUGUUAGAGCAGUGAUUUUUAAACAUCCCUUAGCAUUUAAAAACGAUUGUCUC
This is a messenger RNA of Talpa occidentalis (Iberian mole), 5147 nucleotides long. It is a transcript of the gene PCBP2, whose product is annotated as poly(rC) binding protein 2. Gene Ontology annotation, cellular component: cytoplasm; nucleus; nucleoplasm. Bases 1039 to 2454 code for a protein of 471 amino acids. Gene Ontology annotation, biological process: regulation of gene expression; regulation of RNA metabolic process. Gene Ontology annotation, molecular function: single-stranded DNA binding; mRNA binding. The transcript has 16 exons. The record is from RefSeq and is a predicted model, not a curated record. Lineage: Eukaryota; Metazoa; Chordata; Mammalia; Eulipotyphla; Talpidae.